GCUACACUGCUGCGCCCACCCUGCAGCGCUUCAGCUAUAGCGAUGGCUGGGGUGAUACGCGCAUCUGUCGUUCAGACAUGUACCGCAGCCUACUCGCUGGAAAACACGCUAAGCAAGUUUGAAAUUCUGUUGUGCUUAGCCAAGGAACGCGAUGGAGCUCAGCUGGCUGUCUUUCCGGAAGCAUUUAUAGGUGGCUACCCAAAGAUGUCGCACUUCGGCGCUGUCGUUGGCGAGCGAUCAGACAGUGGCAGAGAUGAAUUUUUACGCUACUAUCAGGGAGCGAUCGAAAUUCCUUCGCCCACAAUAUCUCGCAUCGAGGCAGCGUGCAAGGAGCACAACGUGUUUGUUGUCAUGGGUGUCAUAGAGAAAGAUCUGGGUACUCUGUACUGCACUGCGAUUUUUGUCGACCCAGUCGCUGGCCUCGUUGCGAAGCACAGGAAGCUUGUCCCCACAGGUACUGAGCGCAUCAUCUGGGGCCAAGGCGACGGUUCCACGCUCCCAGUGCUGGAAGCACGAUUUGACGCCAUCACGAAUGAUAAUCCUGCUGGCAGGGAAGCCACUAGGGCUAAGAUAUCCGCGGCCAUAUGUUGGGAAAAUUAUAUGCCCUUAUUGCGCACGUAUUACUAUUCUUUAGGAACACAGCUUUACUGCGCUCCCACUGUUGAUGCAAGGCCACAGUGGCAAAGCACGAUGACACACAUUGCUCUAGAAGGUCGCUGUUUUGUCUUGUCUGCCUGUCAGUUCGCGAAGGAAGCAGACUACCCACCCGAUCACGCCGUCGCGGACAAAAGCAAUCGCAAUGCAGACAAUAUCAUGAUCAGUGGAGGAAGUGUUAUCGUCAGCCCGUUGGGGGAGAUUUUGGCUGGUCCAUCGCGAGAGCCGGAAACUAUCCUGACGGCAGAUUUGGACCUGGACCAAAUCGCCAGGGGAAAGUUUGACCUUGAUGUAUGCGGACAUUACGCCCGCACUGAUAUAUUUCAACUUCAUACUAGGACACAAAGUAACCUUGAAGGUUACCGAGACGCCAGCAAGUAAAUUGUUGUCGAGGUUCCAUCAAAACACUUUGACAUCAACAAACGUGGCCGACAUUUCACGCCUGGACUGAUCGACUAUGUAUGACCAGUUUGGACUACCACUCACUACGAAGAGCGGGACAAAGCAUUUUAUGAUGCAACAAAGCGGCUUAGACGACUGGGGAUGUGUAGUAGAUAUAAAGUGUAGCCGUCACUUCCUCACUUUCAUUAUCAGAUCUUGGUCCUUC
Molecule: messenger RNA, 1261 nt
Organism: Coniophora puteana RWD-64-598 SS2
Lineage: Eukaryota; Fungi; Basidiomycota; Agaricomycetes; Boletales; Coniophoraceae
Product: carbon-nitrogen hydrolase
Exons: 5
Coding region: 43-1035 (330 amino acids)
Molecular function (GO): catalytic activity
Source: RefSeq, a predicted model, not a curated record